Messenger RNA from Aaosphaeria arxii CBS 175.79, 1032 nucleotides. RefSeq names its product Aldo/keto reductase. Lineage: Eukaryota; Fungi; Ascomycota; Dothideomycetes; Pleosporales. The transcript has 4 exons. The coding region runs from base 1 to 1032 and encodes 343 amino acids. The record is from RefSeq and is a predicted model, not a curated record.
AUGUCUGAGGCUAAGAUGGAAUACGUCAACCUGGGCAAGUCUGGCCUCAAGGUGUCCAAGGUCAUCUUGGGAUGCAUGAGCUAUGGCUCCGACAAAUGGCAAGACUGGAUCUUGAACGAGGACGAGUCUCUCCCGCUGUUGAAAUAUGCCUACGACAGGGGCAUCAACACCUGGGACACCGCCGACAUCUACUCGCACGGCGAAUCCGAGCGCAUCAUCGCCAAAGCCCUCAGCACCUACUCGAUCCCCCGCUCCUCCGUCGUCCUCCUCUCCAAAUGCUACUUCGGCGUGCAACCGGACCCCUCGAUCCCCAUCUCCGCCUCCAACAUCAACAACGGCGCCAUGGUCAACCAAGUCGGGCUCUCCCGCAAGCACAUCUUCGACGCGGUCGAAGCCUCGGUCGCCCGCCUGGGCACCUACAUCGACGUCCUCCAGAUCCACCGUCUCGAUCGCGACACGCCGCGAGAAGAGAUCAUGAAGGCGCUGAACGACGUGGUCGAGAAGGGGUGGGUGCGGUACAUUGGCGCGAGUUCGAUGGCUGCGUGGGAGUUCCAGACGUUGCAGAACAUUGCGGAGAAGAGGGGGUGGCAUAAGUUUAUCAGCAUGCAGAAUUAUUAUAAUUUGCUGUACAGGGAGGAGGAGAGGGAGAUGAUACCAUACUGCAACGACACAGGCGUCGGCCUCAUCCCCUGGUCGCCCAUCGCGCGCGGCGCCCUCACGCGCCCCUGGUCCGAACGCAGCACCAAGCGGUCGACGACGGACAAGGUGCUCGAGAGCAUGACGCUGUCGCGCGACGACGCGACGGACAAGGCCAUCAUCUCGCGGGUCGAGGAGGUCGCGAAGAAGCGCGGGGUCAGCAUGGCGUGUGUGGCUACCGCGUGGUGCGUGGGGAAAGGGGUGGCGCCGAUUAUUGGGCUCGGGAGUAAGGCGCGGAUCGAUGAGGCGGUGGGGAAUAGUAAGUAUGUGCUGGAGGAGGAGGAUGUGAAGUAUCUUGAGGAGCUGUAUUUGCCCAGGGGGAGGGUGGGGUAUUAG